UUUACAACACUGACUGCAACUCCAGCGAAUUGUUAUGUUUAUUUUCCGCCGAAAUAAAUGAUUAUUAUCUGAACUUAUACGGAAAGCUGAUUCCAACGAGACAAUGAAAACCCCUGGGGCUGCGAACACAGACCCUGAGCAGAACAAAUCAUCGCACAACAAGGUCAGCAAGAAGUCCACAAAGUCGCGCUCCAAGUCCACAAAGUUGGAGGUGGGAGGAAGCAAAACGUCAACUUCUGCCCUGGGAUCAGGUGUGGGUGUGGGAGUGGGCAGUCUACCGGCCACGCCCACCCAUGUACAUAUGGUAGCGACGCCCACAACACCGACUUCUAGCCAUGCCAACUAUAACAUGUUCGAUGCCUCCUUUGCGGUGGCCGGAGGCGGGCACGGAGUGGCAGGAGUCUCUGCGGCUGAGGCCUCAGGCAACACCAGUCGUAUGAGUCAUCACAAAAGUUAUGCAGGCUUCGACCCGCGCAGCGUAAAAAUCUUCUGGGAGCAGCACGACCAAACGGACGUGGAGUUGUCUCAGGAUGUGUGCGCACGGCUCGCCGAGGAUGCAUCCUAUAAAGUGUGGGAGCUAAUCAAUAACGUGAAGAUAUAUUCGCGCCAUUCGGGCGGUGUGGUGACCUACGAUCUGGUCAAUGAGGUGCUCAAAGAUGCCGACGUGCCGCCCAUGUUAGGUGCCAUGGACAGUGACUGGGAUCGCAUUGACUACGACGGCAGCUACUACUAUCAUUCGGAUAAGAUUUUCGAGCUGCGGGACGAGUUCCAGAAGGAGAUCAGCCUCAGCCUGCCAGACGACGCGGAUUUUCACAGCUUGUGCCCCGUGGAGGACAAGCACACGGAACAGCUGAAGUUGUCUGUCCAGAGUCUGGUCACAGCUGCUCUCUUUGCCGACAAGAAGACCCAGUCUGCGGCGCUUGCCUUUGCCUUUCAGACGCCUCUCAUGGGCUCCAUUUAUCGUGUCAUAGUCAGCAAGAUGCUCCAGCUGCUGGCGUUCAAGCAGCAGGAUCAACUGAGCCGCCGCUGCUGGCGGCUGCUUCGCGCCUGUAACUACAAUUCGCAGGCAAACCAAAACGCCUGUCGCCAGGAAUACUUUCACCUGGCCGAGGUUCUCGUCAGCCAGCUGAUGGCUCCCUACGAAACCAUAAAGGCGCCACCCGUGGCCAGAGACAACACAGUCCAAAUGGAGCUUGACGAGCCGCUCAAAAUAAAGCCAGAACAGUUCCCAGACCCAGCGAUGGAUGUGUGCAAGCAGGAGCCUCAGGAGCAGCAGCAAGAACAGGCUGCGUUUGCCAGCGAUCCGCCGCAGCAGCAGACUAUCUAUAAGAUCAAAUCGGAGGACGACGAGACUAAUGAGAUGGAGGCGGAGCCGCAGCAUCUGUCCACCUACUUUGCCAGUCCCGUGGGCAACGGUUUCGUGGACGAACUUUGCGAAACGAUUGGCCAGCUGGCCUCCCAGAGUGGCUACCUGCACGCCGAGUGCCUCUUUCUGAUCAAAAGACGCCUGGGAAGAUUCUUCGAGGGGCGCGACGUGUGCAGCGAGCGGGAUUUCCAAUACAUCAGCCGAGCGGUGCGCGGACUGAUUGCCCUGGGGGCGUACGCUUUUGGAGAGUUUAUUCCCUACGUUUACAAGCUGAAUGCGGAUGAGAUACCGGACAGCCUGUGGCAGGACUUGACGCCGGCUGCCGUCUUCCUAGAGGGCAGAGACGAUAUAUACUUGUACGAGUGGCUGGAGCAUGGCUGCGGGGCAUCCAAGCUGCAGCCAUUUAUGGUUCACUAUGCACGUGCGUAUGAGGAAAUGGUGACACGUCGCUAUGUGCGGGCCAAGACACCAGUCUACCGGAUUGAGGCGACACCUGGCGUACGUCGGCUGGAGUGGAGCACCUUGGCAGCGGCCAUGUGCCACGGCGACGAUCCCAGCCGGGCCCUCAAGCCCAAGCCCACAUUGAGGGAGGCAUUCCCCGAACUGCAGCUGCCGAAUCUACGGCACAACUGCUCCGGCAGCAUUCGCUUCAAGUUUGCGGGCUGCCGCCCCAUGCUGCUCAAGGCCAAGGCUAUGGCAGUGCCACAGGCAAUGGAUUCACCAUCCACCAUCAACGGAGGCAGCGGCAGUGGCAGCAACUCGGACAUACUCAUAGCCAGACGCAAGCUCUUCAAGCCGCUGACAAAUGUGCGACGAGAGGUGCCAACCAGUGGGUACCAUUACAUUAGGAUUUGAAUCAGAAGACUCAGAUUCUAGCUGUAUCUCAGUGUUCUUUGUUUUUGGGGAUCUACUUGGAACACCCUUUUUAAAUUAGGUCUACAAGAAAUCACAAAAUAAAUAUGUAUUUAUUAUCAAGUUAA
Messenger RNA from Drosophila guanche, 2346 nucleotides. RefSeq lists its product as uncharacterized. Bases 104 to 2221 code for a protein of 705 amino acids. Gene Ontology annotation, molecular function: RNA polymerase II general transcription initiation factor activity; transcription coactivator activity. Gene Ontology annotation, cellular component: SAGA complex; SLIK (SAGA-like) complex; transcription factor TFIID complex. Gene Ontology annotation, biological process: transcription initiation at RNA polymerase II promoter; RNA polymerase II preinitiation complex assembly. The record is from RefSeq and is a predicted model, not a curated record. The transcript has 6 exons. Lineage: Eukaryota; Metazoa; Arthropoda; Insecta; Diptera; Drosophilidae.